CGGAAGAACGUUCGUUUCGUUCUGUCCAAUAGAAGGCAAAAUGGCUUGUGAGUUUUCGACGGUCAUUCUAGGGGCAGUAGCCCUACUGAUCCUUUACCUGAUAAACAAAUACACUUAUUGGAAAAAACAAGGAAUUCCGACCGCGAAAGGAUUAGUCCCGCUCGUGGGCCACGUAUUGCCGCUGACGACCAUGAAGUCAAGCGUCUCGGAGUUCAAUCGCCAGAUGUACGAAGAGGGCAAAAAUCACAGCAUGAUUGGAUACUACAAGAUAACGUCUCCUAAGCUACUGAUCCGUGAUCCGCGGUUGGUAAAGACCGUCAUACAGAGCAGCUUCUCGAGCUUCCACCAAAACGGCUGGGUGAUACAACCAGACGCGGAUCCUCUACUAGCGAAGAAUCCGUUUUUCUGUUACGGCGAGGAUUGGUCCAUCGGAAGAAAACGAUUAGCCUACGCGUUUUCCAACAUGAGAUUGAAAAUCCUUUUCGAGAGUGUUAAGGGCGUGUGCAAGAAAUUCGAGGACUUUAUGGAGAGACGAUUGAAAUCUAACGACAAGUACGAAGCCGAGCUGAAGUCUUUGUUUUCAAGAUACACCGGUGAAGUUGUCGCGAGCGCAGGCUUAGGCAUCGAGGGUUUCAGUUUCGAGGACGAACCGCACCCAGGGUCCUUCGAUGAGAUAGGCAAGUCGAUCUUCGAGCCGAGUCUUUGGAACGGUAUUCUGAAUAUCAUUAUAUUCAUGAUGCCCAUGCUCAACAAUCUGUUGAAGAUUAGCUUCGUACCGAAGAAGGUGGACACGUUGUUGAGGCAUAUCGUCUCGGAGAACCUGCAGGCUAGACGAAAUACGCCAACACCAAGGCACGAUUUCUUUCAAUUGAUGAUCGAUCUCGAAAAGACAGAAGGAGAAAAGUUGGACGAAAGUGUUCUUGCUGCUCAUGCGUUUUCUUUCUUUUUCGACGGCUACGAAACGUCCAGCGUUACCCUCAGCUUAAUCGGGUAUCAAUUAGCGAGUCACCCGGACGUUCAAGAAAAAUUGAGAAAGGAAAUUGUGUCCACGAUCGCCAGACACGGCGGUACGUUGACGUUCGAAGCUUUGAAAGAUAUGACGUACAUGGAUCAAGUGAUAAACGAGUCGCAAAGGUGUUAUCCCUCUUUGGGGCUCAUGAGCAAGUUGUGCACGGAAGAAAUCGAGUUGCAAGGAUCGGAUGGACUAACUUGCAAAAUCGAGCCUGGAACUGAGGUUAUCGUAUCUAUUCAUGGACUGCACUUAGAUCCAGAAUACUGGACGGAUCCGGAAGUGUUCGAUCCAGAACGGUUUAACGAAGACAGGAAACAGAACAUCGAAAAGAUGACGUACCUUCCCUUCGGCGAGGGUCCAAGGAUUUGCGUCGGAAUGAGGAUGGCGUUGGUGAAGAUCAAGGCUUGCUUGUCAACCUUGUUGAGAAACUACAAGCUCGAGCUAUCGCCAAAAAUGCAGCUUCCCUUGCAAUUAUCAUCGGCUCAUUUCCUGACUGCGCCUGUUGGCGGGAUAUGGGUCAACAUUUCGAGAAUUUAAGGAGUGGUCCCGAUGGUGCCGUCUUUUGCGCAAAAAUCAAAUCGAGACGACGCCGACGCUCGGCGCCGCCGAUACUGAGCUGUAGCUCUGACGCAAAACAAGUAUAACGAUGUAACUGCAGCCUUAAUACGACAGUGUCA
Hylaeus volcanicus is the source of this 1689-nucleotide messenger RNA. RefSeq names its product probable cytochrome P450 28d1. NCBI's taxonomy places the organism in Eukaryota, Metazoa, Arthropoda, Insecta, Hymenoptera, Colletidae. The record is from RefSeq and is a predicted model, not a curated record. The transcript has 2 exons. The coding region runs from base 41 to 1549 and encodes 502 amino acids. Gene Ontology annotation, molecular function: oxidoreductase activity, acting on paired donors, with incorporation or reduction of molecular oxygen; monooxygenase activity; iron ion binding.